AUGGGCGAAGAGAUCGCUCCACCCCAAGGUUUCGGUGCUUGGGGUCCGUUUGUUCGCGACAAUUACCGCCCUAUACGUGUGACUCGCGCAGACAUAGCAGUAGCAGCUGCAGCGUUUGGUCUGACCAACUUCUUCGCCAUCACCGCAGCUUUCAUUGCCAUUAGGCAGACGAAAGCAUGUCGGCGCCCAAGGACCAGUGUGUAUAUCUGGAUGGUUUGGCUGGAAAUCGCAGCUUCCGUAGCUCUCGCCAUCGAGUGUCUGUUGUAUUUGUUGAGGAUCAUAGAGCCUAGCUUUUACUUCUUCUUCUCUGUCCGCAACCUUGGCAUCUGUACUUGGCUGACAUCAGCAGUGCUUUGCUGGGUUUUUCAGAUUCAGUUACUGCCUCAGAUUAUUAUCAAUCGCAUUCGUAUCAUCCUUGGGGACCGGGUCAAAGGCCGGCGCCUCAUCGUAGGUGCCGCCAUCUAUGUGACCUUGAUCAAUAUCAGCGUCUUCGUUAUCUGGAUACCAGCGCGACUGCAGAUAAGCCCAAGCUGGGUUCGGAUCAACGCUAUUUGGGAUCGCACCGAGAAGGUGCUGUUUCUUCUCCUUGAUGGAUACCUUAAUUGGUACUUUAUUCGCGUUGUGAAUGCGGAUCUGGUGAAGAACGGCUUGAGCAAGUACAAUCGUCUGGUCCGCUUCAACAAGCGCAUCAUUGUCGUCUCUCUCCUGUUGGACGUCUUGAUUAUCGGUGCAAUGAGCAUCCCUAAUGGCUUUGUCUACGCUAUGUUCCACCCUCUUGCAUACCUGGUCAAACUCAACAUAGAAAUGUCAAUGGCUCACCUCAUCAAGACCAUAGCCCUGGGCAGCCCGAACCCCGGUAACGACCCUUCACGACUCUUGACUUUCUCGUCUUCGCCUGGUGAAGACAUGUUCAAUGCUGAUAUGUUUGCGGAAGUACCGCAGCAACGACGUUCACUCGUUCGCGGUCUGUUCGGCAGCGACCAUAUAUCGUUCUCCCAAGAAGACGUCCGCAUGCGAAAACCGGGAGAUUCUUCUACAGGUAGCACAUCCGUGCCUGAUUAUGAGCUGCCGUCUCGGAAACCUAGAGCGGAAAAGGAGCUCGACAUGAGUGGCAGCGAUAAUAUCAGCUCUGAAGAAAAGAACAACAAGAGAACCCACGAAGAGAAUUGUCGUCAGGAGAGCAACGUCCCGACCAGGACUAGAAGUCUGGAUGGAGGACCAAAUAUCCCUAUACCGGCGGCAGUACAUCUACCUGAUCGAACCCACAUGUCGGAAAUUGGUUGA
Messenger RNA from Alternaria rosae, 1284 nucleotides. RefSeq lists its product as uncharacterized. The transcript has 4 exons. Bases 1 to 1284 code for a protein of 427 amino acids. Lineage: Eukaryota; Fungi; Ascomycota; Dothideomycetes; Pleosporales; Pleosporaceae. The record is from RefSeq and is a predicted model, not a curated record.